Lolium perenne is the source of this 1861-nucleotide messenger RNA. The record is from RefSeq and is a predicted model, not a curated record. NCBI's taxonomy places the organism in Eukaryota, Viridiplantae, Streptophyta, Magnoliopsida, Poales, Poaceae.
CAUUGAUCUUUCUCGGAUUCGAGAAGAGCCCACUGGAGCAUGCUAUGUAUAAGCGAGGUCAAGGAAGGGAUCGUCUACUAGUUGGCAUCUAUGUCGACGACCUAUUGAUAACCGGAGCGGAUGAGGAGGAGAUUGCUAAGUUCAAGCUACAGAUGAAGGAGUUAUUCAAGAUGAGUGAUCUAGGCUUGUUGACCUACUAUCUUGGGAUCGAGGUGCAACAAAAGCUGGGUGAGAUCACACUAUGCCAGGAGGCAUAUGCAAAGAGAAUACUCGAGAAUUGUGGCAUGGAAGAUUGCAAUCCAACUCAAGUUCCAAUGGAACCUCGGCUUAAACUAAGCAAGAAGAGCGAAGCACCCGCGGUUGAUGCAACGGAGUAUAGGAGUGUGGUCGGAAGUUUGAGAUAUCUCGUGAACACAAGACCAGACUUGGCCUAUUCCGUUGGCAUUGUGAGUCGCUACAUGGAAGCACCCACAACAGAACAUUGGGCAGCGGUGAAGCAUAUACUCAGGUACAUCAAAGGGACAACUGACUACGGUAUUGUCUAUUUGAAGGAGAAGGGGAAGGUGAAGAUACUUGGCUAUAGUGACAGCGACAUGGCAGGCGAUGUUGACGACCGUAAGAGUACCUCGGGCGUGGCAUAUUUCCUUGGAAAUAGCAUCGUAAGUUGGCUAUCACAGAAGCAAAAGGUAGUUGCAUUAUCUUCCUGUGAAGCUGAGUAUAUAGCAGCUGCAACCGCGGCGUGUCAAGGUGUGUGGCUAGGAAGGCUACUCGGUGACCUCAUGAACGAGGAAGCGGAAAGGGUGGUGCUUAAUGUUGACAACAAGUCUACAAUCUCUUUGUGCAAGAAUCCGGUGCACCAUGAUAGGAGUAAGCACAUUGAUACCAGGUAUCACUACAUACGGGAGUGUGUAGAGGAGAGCAAGAUUGAUGUCAACUAUGUUCGCACCGAUGAUCAGCUUGCAGAUAUUCUGACCAAGUCUUUGGGUCGACUGAAGUUCUUGGAGAUGCGACGAAGGAUCGGCGUCCAAGCUGUGAAGACGAGCACAUCGUGCUUAGGGGGGUGAUUGUUAGAACUAAUCACUCUCGACAUCGGCAAGAUGUCGUGUGCGUCGUAGUUUCCGUAUACGUCUAGGAGAGUCUAAACCGGAUUUAGAACCGGGUCGGCGUCGUGUUGGGUUUGUACCGUGUUGGACGCUGAGUACACCACCGAGUAGGAGUCAGGUUAGCCGUGUAUAAGUAUACGUGUAACCAGCACUUGUAAACCACCACAUCGUGAAGCAAUAAAAUCAGGCUCGAUACGGGCCUGUGGCUAUACAUCGUUUUCGUGACUUACGUGCAUACUAGUCUGAUUGAUAAAUCGUGAGAUUGGUUUGCUUGUUUGUUGUACGUGCGCAGGACGUCGUCUCGCCGGAAUCACUUCUUCGUCUACGCCGGAAGUACGCGGCGAUUGGGGCUGGGCCAACAAUUGUUAGAACUAAUCACUCUCGACAUCGGCAAGAUGUCGUGUGCGUCGUAGUUUCCGUAUACGUCUAGGAGAGUCUAAACCGGAUUUAGAACCGGGUCGGCGUCGUGUUGGGUUUGUACCGUGUUGGACGCUGAGUACACCACCGAGUAGGAGUCAGGUUAGCCGUGUAUAAGUAUACGUGUAACCAGCACUUGUAAACCACCACAUCGUGAAGCAAUAAAAUCAGGCUCGAUACGGGCCUGUGGCUAUACAUCGUUUUCGUGACUUACGUGCAUACUAGUCUGAUUGAUAAAUCGUGAGAUUGGUUUGCUUGUUUGUUGUACGUGCGCAGGACGUCGUCUCGCCGGAAUCACUUCUUCGUCUACGCCGGAAGUACGCGGCGAUUGGGGCUGGGCC